Messenger RNA from Colletotrichum destructivum, 525 nucleotides. RefSeq lists its product as uncharacterized. The transcript has a single exon. The record is from RefSeq and is a predicted model, not a curated record. The coding region runs from base 1 to 525 and encodes 174 amino acids. Lineage: Eukaryota; Fungi; Ascomycota; Sordariomycetes; Glomerellales; Glomerellaceae.
AUGUUCAAGUCUCUUCUCGAAUCCAUCUUCCCUUCCGUCAUGAAGCAUCCAUCGGACCCCCCGACAGUCCCUUCUCCCCCCAGCCAGCCAAACCAACGGGUAACUGGCUCGACUUGGAAAGUUCGCCCAAUGGACCAUCCCGUUUCCGCCCCUUGGAAGCUCGGCGUUUCCAGCACAGACGCCGCCAAGCUCCUCGGCGGCUAUCAGCCCGCGGCAAUGGAAGAUCGCUGGAUGUGUCGUUCGGAUGGGCCGGACCCGCAGGGCAACAUAGUGGUCCACGUCUACCGGAGUUGGACCGGCGAUGAGCACUUGCAAAUCAAAGCACGACUCUCGAAUCUUGAUGACGGCACCGCGACCCGCAACAAUACGGUGGAGGCUGCCAGAGUACCUCCGGCGGACAUUACGGAAAUUGUGUGGGACGCAAGCAGCGGCGUUUCGGAGUGCGAGGCGAAGACCCUAGCGACUAUGAUUUGCAAAGGAGUACUGGGAUGCGAGCUGGAGAUGUCACCUGAGAAGCCACUCUGA